This is a messenger RNA of Phycodurus eques (leafy seadragon), 4766 nucleotides long. It is a transcript of the gene ftr97, whose product is annotated as finTRIM family, member 97. Bases 109 to 1569 code for a protein of 486 amino acids. The transcript has 3 exons. The record is from RefSeq and is a predicted model, not a curated record. Lineage: Eukaryota; Metazoa; Chordata; Actinopteri; Syngnathiformes; Syngnathidae.
AAACCCGGAAAACAGGUUACGUCCCUUUUACUACGGGAUGUUGACAUGACGGUUUGAAGCCGAACUUUCUACUUCUUUAUCGCUGGCGUCUUCGGACUAAAGAAUAACAUGAUGUCGUUAAAACCAACAAAAUACCAGAAGCGAGAAAAUCCCAACAGUGACUUCUGCUGUGUACCACAGUGCUCCAUGUCGGGGAAAUUCAACUCCGCCGUAAGUUUCCACCACUUUCCAAAGAAUGAAAACUUGAGAAAAAUAUGGACACGUAAUGUGAGACGUGAAAAUUUGGUAAUUAAGAGGACAACAACAGUCUGCAGUAGGCAUUUCAUGCCCACUGACGUCAUCCAGGGUGGGAGACGGCGUUUAAAGGAGGGUGCUGUACCUGUGCUUUUUGCCUGGAACGACUACUCUCAGCCGGAAGUCAGACCGAGUGUCCGAGAGAGGACAGAGCGACCAGAGGAGGAAACGAUCGAAGAGAACGAGACAAAUGUUGAUUUGUUACUUCGGUGCCAUGAUUAUAAUGCAAGACCAGAAGUAUCAGAUCUGGAUACAGCACAGAAGAUUAUAGAGGCGCAGCAACAGGCGAUAGAGGAGCUGAGGAAGCGACUGGAGGAGGUCACACUGAAACAGUCGUUUGGUUUGGAGAGGUUUCUGGCAUCAGAUGAUGACAUUAGACUCUAUACCAGGUUUGCCAGCUAUCGCCAUCUUCAGGCAUUUUGGAGACAGAUUGAACCUGCGACAGAAAGAAUUGUGCGUGUUGGUGGUACAUGUUCAUCCACUCCCAGUGCAACAGCACCUCUUGACAAUUCCACUGAUCUACUUCGUCGACCGAGCCGGUGCCUUCCAAUGAUUGAUGAACUGUUCCUGUUCUUGAUGUACCUGUCACUGGGUCUGAAAGAAAGAGAUUUGGGUAAUCGUUUCAACAUUCAUCAGUCUACCGCCAGCAGGAUCAUCCAAACCUGGGUCAAUUUCUUGUACACCUUACUCAGCGCUGUUGGGAUAUGGAUGUCUCCUGAGACAAUAAGAACAUCAAUGCCCAGUGUGUUUGGCAAGUACUCUGACACUCAAGUCAUUGUUGAGUGUACAAGGAUAAGAUGUCAGAAGCCGUCAUCUUUACUCUUGAGUGAGAUGUUUACUCACUAUAAAUCCCACACUACGCUGAAAGGAAUGAUAGGUGUGUCACCGCAUGGUGCUGUCACUUUUAUUUCCUCAUUGUAUUCUGGCUCUAUCAGCGAUGAAGAGUUGUUCAGACAAUCUGGCAUUAUCCCUCUUUUGGAUAAAGACAUGGCUGUAAUGGUGGACAAGGGAUUCAGAAUUGAUGAGCUAGUACCAUGCAAAGUUUACAGACCUCCUUUUCUGAGUAAAAAGUCACAAAUGUCUCAUGAUGAAGUGCUGGUCACUCAGGACUUUGCACGGUUAAGGAUACAUGUGGAGAGGACAAUUAGACACAUCAAAGACAACAAACUAUUUGACACCAUUAUUCCUCUGACCCUUGCUGGUAGUAUCAACCAGCUUUUUGCAGUAGCCUGCCUCCUAAGUAACUAUCAAAAUAAACCACUGGUCGAGGUGUGAGCACAGUAAUGUUCUGUGUGUUAAGUUGACACAGUCAGCCUCCCUGGUUACUUGGACAUUAAAUGGUAUGUCAGUUGCAUGAAUGUCUUCAGUCUUCUCAGUUUUAUAAUGGUUCUCCCUCAUUUCUUUUUCUGUGAUUUUUAAAAAGUGACACCUUUUCACCAAGAGAUUAAAAUCUGUUUCAUUUUAUGAGGUGUCGGUACCAAGUUACAUGUUUUGAGUCUGAAUAGUGUAAGACAUGAAAGCAAGAGUAUAAGCCGAAUGUAAAAUAUGAGAUGAGAACAUUGAAAGCAGUCAUGAUUCACGUAUUGUAUAUUAAAUGCUUUUUCUAAUGACAAUCUGUAUAAAUAAAUUUUUGCCUUUUGAUUGCAGAACACGCACUAUCUGAUUUUUGUAUGACAAUUUGUCAAAAACUGUCCUUUUUAAAACCUAUUGCUUCUUUGGGAAGCUAAUUUAGAAUUUUACUACAGAAAUAAUUCAAAAAGGGAUGCAUGAAAUAAUUUUCAAAACAACACUCUCUGGUCCCGUUUAUUUUCCAGCUAAUUUUGAAGGAACAGUUUAAAAGCCUAAACUGUGUUUAUUUGUCUGAAAUAAAAGUUUUGACACCUGCCGGUUUUUGCCCACAGCUUCACAAUUCCACAAUAAGGGACCUUUAGGCUCUUUUGGAGACAGACAGGUACUUCUGCAUGUAAAGGUUAAAGUAUAACUGGUCAGCCUUUUUUCUGAUGACUCCCGUUACUUUGGGGUCAAAAUAGACUUGCUGUACCAGCAUGUCUUCCUGGGCACAAAUCACAAGGUCACACCACUGCAGGCCACUUAUCAGUAGUUGACCCUGCACCUGCCAGUUGUUGGAGUGGCUUUCGCAGAGUGCCUAAGUGCCAUACUGCAUUUUAAGGUAUUUACAACCCACAUAGUUCUUCUCAUCAGAGCACUUUAUCUCAACCAGUCUAAAUGCUGGCUGAUCAAAUAGAUCGAAGAUCAAGUCAUCUGGUGAGGCAGUAAGCCAGGGGACAUCUGUGUGGACAACAAGGCUGCAGGGAGUGUAGUUGACAUUUUUCAUUUUGCAGUAUUCAACUGCCACCUCUAACUCCUUGUCUGCCCUUCUUCUUAUGUCUCCAGUUUUAAUUGUUCCUUUUGAGUAUUCUUUCUGCUAGACCUGCAGAGCUCAGUCCCCUCACAAAGCACACCUCAAAAAUGUGAAGAGGUUAUUCUGGACCUCUGGAGAUGAUGCCACCCCUGAUCGAUCAAUAUUAUGGGCCAUGUCCAUUGUGGGCAUCAAACUUUUAAGUUGAAAGUGCUCCUCCUCAGUACUCUGUCGGGGCCAGUCUGGACUCCCUAAGAGCCAAUGGUGGGUAAGGUGGAUGAUCUUGGUGCAUUUCACUGCCUUUGUGGGUCGUAUCAGUUGCUGGUAAGAGAGCACGCUUCCCUUUUGUGCUAAGCCCAAAGCUGUCUCAACAACUGUCUUCUCUAAUACCCAUCGUUGCUGCAAGAGGUUUAUCUGUAACAUGAAAGUCUUUGUUUGUGUCCACAAUUUGGAGCAAUGAGAUAUCAAGCGGAUCACCCUCCAGGCCCUUGUGCAGUGUGCUUCUGUGAAAGACAAUCAUGGCUAUGACUGGUGCAUUUUAAAACAUUUAAAUAAACAUAAACAUAUACAGACCCUUUUCCCAAAAAAUAGAAUAUCAUGGAAAAGUUCAUUUGCGGUAUAAAAAGUGCAAUAUAAAUAAAAGUUUAUUUGAAUUGACUUGUGAAGGAUCAGAGAUAAAUCAGUGCCAACUCAACAUUAUAUAGCGCUUUCACAACAGCCACAGCUGUACAGAAAACAAAAUAAUACAAUCACAACUCAUGAAACAAAAUCUCCUUCAUUCAAAAUACACCAUAGCUCAUUCCACAUUGACACUUUGCAUAAAGGAGUUACAGAUCAGUUUCAUUCCUUCUGGCCUUGUGCCAUUGUUGCUCUUCAUCUGUGCUGGCAUAGACGGGGAACAACCUGCACUUCUGAAUAGUGUGCAGUUUGAAACUGCAAUGCAACUGUGUGGUUACACACUGCAGAGCCAGCUACACAUAAGCAGUGACUUGAUAGGAGGAUGACUGGGUCUGAGUUCCGAAGGUCUACCUACACAAAAAAUUUGAGACAUUUUUACAAGCACACACACAAAUGCCACCAAACAGUAUAAGUAGGUCUCUGGGGCAAAUUUUGCAAUAACCCCAAAUCUGAAUUAGUUUUAACUGUAAAAGAGGGAUUUUUAUCUUGGAGGGCCUGAUUUUGAAUAACAUGGAAUUAUGGGUGAUACUCAAGGAUUUACAGUCCGAGUCUGUUGCGCAUUUUAUUAGCAAGUAGACAAACAACAGUUUUACUUAUCCUGAGAGGCAAUAGGUAUGUCACUAAAUCCAGAAAAAUGGCCACCAUUUUCUUUUCAUUUUUAUUGUGCAGGAAUUUGGCCACGUGGAGGUCCACCAAAAUUGCAAUAGUGUUUCGCGCAAUGUAAUACUUGUUCUUUUCAGAUUACGUUGUUGGGAAAUCCCUUUAUCACCUUGUUUUUGAAUGUUUCAAUUCAGUUGAGAUUUUCUUUGGUUAUGGCAAAGAUGAAAAUGUUCCUUGAAUUCGGCAUUGAAAAUCACACGUUCAUAGGACAAAGAAACCUACAUGUUCUUGAUUCACCAUUAUUAUUCUUGUUUUCUGUGAAGUUGGAAGUAAUUCCAGCGAUGCGAUUGCUCCAAGUUUGACCCUUAAAAUGAUAUAGCUUGAGCGGAUGCCACCAUUGAAAAAUCAGAAAAUGGCCUAUUUUUACGUCACGUUUUUGUCUCACCUAAUACAUCUGGGCGUUUUUCUACGAAAGAGUCAAGGUUUCGGUCACAAGUUUCCUAAUAAUUUACAUAGAUUUCUGGGCAAAACAUUUUGGCAAAUUUCCAACAUAAAAAGUGCCAUUUAAAAUGUAUCUGAUUCUUACAAACUAGGUCUUAUUUUAUUAAUGUAAUGUAACGGACUAUUGCAAUAUUAGUCAGUCGAACUGCUCUAAGUGCUAGAGGACUCUGCAUCUUUUGCACAAUUGUCAAUUUUUUUUUAUAAAUGUACCGGCAUUACCAGAUAACUAUUAACUCUUUAUUGCUCAGUGACUGUUUUUUGUCAAUGUCUUUAUGUCUCAAAAGUGUUCUCUGUCAAUUGACUGUCUGUUGUCGUACGAGAGCGGCUCCAACAA